Molecule: messenger RNA, 756 nt
Organism: Magnolia sinica
Lineage: Eukaryota; Viridiplantae; Streptophyta; Magnoliopsida; Magnoliales; Magnoliaceae
Exons: 4
Coding region: 1-756 (251 amino acids)
Source: RefSeq, a predicted model, not a curated record
AUGGGUCUUAAGUUUGGACCACUUAGUAUAGAUGUUGGCGGUCGUGCCGAGGCAGGAAGAGCAAAGGCAGGAAAAGGCAUUAGGGAGACCUACCUGAGAGCUGGGGGUGUGAGUAAACAAAAACUGAAAGAGGCCUAUUUCUCACUCACCGAUAAAGAUGAACAUAUACGCGCAGUGAAGCUGGCUCUAAUAAUUUGCGUUGAGAGUCUAUUGGUUGGAUCUCCGCAAAAGAAUAACUUGGUGCUAGCUCCAGAGCUUCGACCAACAGUCGAAGAAGUAGAGAUCGAGGUUGUCAGGAGUAUAAAUGUCAACGACAUUCAUAUAAAGGACAAGGCUCUAUGGUCAGCACCCACAGCAAAGACAAUGGAGAAUGACGAAAGAAAUAAAGAGAAGGUGAAGCAGUAUAGAGAGGAGAUCAAUGCUUCACUGCAUGAGCAGGUAAAACAACAUAGAGAGGAGAUCAAUUCUUCACUGCAGGAGAAGGUGAAGCAGCAUAGAGAGGAGAUCAAUGCUUCACUGCAGGAUCUGGUGAAGCAACUCAGGGAGGAGAUCAAUGCUUCACUGCAAGAGCAGGUGAAUCAACUCAGGGAGGAGAUCAAUGCUUCACUGCAGGAGCAGGUGAAGAAGAUCAGAGAGGAUAUUAAUUCUUCACUGCAGGAGCUGGUGAAGCAACUCAAAGAGGAGAUCCAGGGAAUGAAGGACAAUGUUCCUUCGACCAGCCCUCUGAUCGUAGAGAAUGCUUCACUGCUGGAGUAG